AUGGCAGAUCGGGGAGUCAAGAGAAACUUUGACAUGGUGGACCCCAGCAGCGACUCUGGCGACACCACCAUCAACAACAAAAGCACCAGAAACAUGCGCGAGUCCGCUCCAAGCCCACCAACAGCAUCCGACUCGGAGCCUCGCUUCCAUCCAACGACGAAUGAUUCCACAACCGGCGACGAUAUGUCACAGACUGCAGACCCCAGCAGCGAAACCACCAUCAGCAGCGACACCACCAUCAGCAAAGAACCCACCAGAAACUUGCGCGAGGCCAAUCCAAGCCCAACAUCAGCAUCCGACUCGGAGCCUCGCUUCCAUCCAACGACGAAUAAUCCCACAACCGGCGGCGCCGAUAUGUCAUGGGCUGCCGGACCAUCAAAUCAAGCUACAACGUCCAACGUCAACCCUGCUUCCAACGCCAACAUAGGUUAUCCCGACGAUACUGCAACUCUACUUCGCGCCUCGUACCACACCCGUCAAGCCGCAGCAAUCGUACUCCCCCUCAUUGCUAGACGGCUAGCGCUGAUGAAGAUGGUCAAUCAGCCAGACUUUCCGGAGCGGUUUGAGAGGUUCCAGCGAGGGGAAGUGGACGUUGAAAGUGGGGAGGAGGCUGAUGAUGAGAUGGAAAAGGAUGACGAGGAUAUGGGAGAGGCUGAGGAGGAGAUGGACACGGAGGAGACAGAAGAGGCUGCAGAGGAGAUGGACACGGAGGAGACAGAAGAGGCUGGAGAGAAGAUGGACACCGAGAGUAGAGAUGCUGAUGAUGAGAUGGACGAGGAUGAUGAGGAGAUGGGAGAGGAGGAGACAGAAGAGGCUGGAGAGGAGAUGGAUACGGAGGAGACAGAAGAGGCUGGAGAGGAGAUGGGAGAGGCUGGAGAGGAGAUGGACACGGAGAGUAGAGAUGCUGAUGAUGAGAUGGACGAGGAUGAUGAGGAUAUGGGAGAGGCUGAAGAUGAGGCUGGAAAGGAGAUGGAUACGGAGGAGACAGAAGAGGCUGGAGAGGAGAUGGACACGGAGGAGACAGAAGAGGCUGCAGAGGAGAUGGGAGAGAAGAUGGACACGGAAAGUUAG
This is a messenger RNA of Neurospora crassa OR74A, 1071 nucleotides long. RefSeq lists its product as hypothetical. The coding region runs from base 1 to 1071 and encodes 356 amino acids. The record is from RefSeq and is a predicted model, not a curated record. NCBI's taxonomy places the organism in Eukaryota, Fungi, Ascomycota, Sordariomycetes, Sordariales, Sordariaceae. The transcript has a single exon.